This is a messenger RNA of Cololabis saira (Pacific saury), 983 nucleotides long. Its product is annotated as receptor activity-modifying protein 1-like. Gene Ontology annotation, molecular function: coreceptor activity. The transcript is spliced from 4 exons. The record is from RefSeq and is a predicted model, not a curated record. Gene Ontology annotation, biological process: calcium ion transport; receptor internalization; protein localization to plasma membrane. Lineage: Eukaryota; Metazoa; Chordata; Actinopteri; Beloniformes; Belonidae. Gene Ontology annotation, cellular component: signaling receptor complex; membrane; cell surface. The coding region runs from base 204 to 638 and encodes 144 amino acids.
UCCCUUGCUGUUGCUCAAUCCAAUUAGCUCUGAGCUCCCUCAAUACAACACUGCAGCAGCUCACCAGACAGGCUCUUAUGUGUACAGUUGUUCAUAUGAUAGUUGGCUGGUUACCUAUUUGAAGCAUCCUCAGCACAGUUUCUACUUUUACAAAGGAUCUGUAAGAGGGGGGGAAAAAUAACAGCAACAGAAGAAGCGCUGAGAUGCUAUCGACUGCCCUCUUGCCCGUCCUUAUCUUCACUUGGACAGUGUUUUUUUCUCCAGGUAUGGCUACCGCAUUUGUCACUCCGCCAUGUGACCAGAACCUGUUUGAUUUUAAAGUGGGCAACUGCCUGUCAGAGUUCAACACCAGCAUGGUGAUAAGUGGUUACCAAGAAGAGUGUCUAUGGCCUAAUGUCAAACGGGACUACUACAAGCUGAAGGUGUGCGUGGAUUACUGGGCCAAUGAGACGUUGUGCUCAGGUUACAAGUUUCUGGUCGAAAACAUCUUCUUGGAGGUCCACCAGAUGUACUUUUCACUCUGUCCACAGGUCCACGACCCCCCAAUCUUCACUCUCGUCAUGUUGACAGCACCCGUUAUCAUAAUCACAUUCCUCCUGCCCGUUCUGUGUGUUCACCUCAUCACCUGGAACACUUAGAUGUACUUUGGACCUCUGAUGUGCUGAACAUUGAAGAGAAAGAGAGGUUUAAGCCAGUGUGGCCAUUUUCACGGUGGUUGGGGCUUCCAAAUGCAGUAGGUGGUGGUCAUUUAUUCCUGUCAAUGAAAGUGAAUCUUCUAAAUGUCCACUUUGGAAUGUUUUCAAGUAAAAACGCUUCAAAUCUGUAUUCAGCUCUAUAAGCGGUGCCCCACAACACAGGCUGGUGUUUUCUGAACACUCCAAGCUAAUUUUUUUGUUAUUACUCUCCUAAUAUAUCAAGUCCUGUUUGUAUUUUGUCACACUGUAAAUAUUGAUCCCAGACAAAAAAUAAAUGGAAAAGGAAAC